Molecule: messenger RNA, 302 nt
Organism: Racocetra fulgida
Lineage: Eukaryota; Fungi; Glomeromycota; Glomeromycetes; Diversisporales; Gigasporaceae
Source: the annotation of a GenBank genome assembly
UGAAAUUCGUCCAGAAGAUGCUCCGUUACCAAAGAUUGUUGCCGUAGAUUUGCAAGCAAUGGCACCUCUUGAAGGUGUAAUUCAAAUCCAAGGUGACAUUACAAAAGUAUCUACUGCUGAACAAAUUGUUUCUCAUUUUGAAGGGGAAUUGGCUGACCUUGUUGUUUGUGAUGGUGCUCCUGAUGUGACUGGCCUUCAUGAUAUGGAUGAAUACAUUCAAGCACAGUUAUUAUUGUCGGCUUUAAAUAUCACAACUAAUAUAUUGAAACCUGGUGGAACUUUUGUUGCAAAAAUUUUUCGUG